Molecule: messenger RNA, 597 nt
Organism: Nicotiana tabacum (common tobacco)
Lineage: Eukaryota; Viridiplantae; Streptophyta; Magnoliopsida; Solanales; Solanaceae
Source: RefSeq, a predicted model, not a curated record
AUGGCACAGAAGACUAGGCAACGCAAGUUUCUCUCUUCUGAACAAACUAAUUCAGAAGGACCUGGUCUAUGGUCUGCCUAUGUCAAAAUUCAAGAUGUAAAAGUUCAGGAAACUCCACUAGCACCUGAGAGAAGAAUAGAGGAAAACCAGCCAAAUAUACCCUCUUCCUCUCAGAAUGAACCUCAGACAUCUAACUGGAGACACCAAAGCUCUCAUCCGAUGGACAACAUUAUUACUCCUCUAGAUUCCGGAGUACAAACCAGGUCAAGAGUUAGAAAUUCAUUUGUCUUCUCAGCUUUUUUCUCCCAGAUAGAACCCAAGAAUAUCAUGGAAGCCUUGAAAGAUGCAGAUUGGAUUACAACCAUGCAACACGAGCUACAUCAGUUUGAUAGAAACAAUGUGUGGCACCUGGACCUAGUGCUGUAUUAUCCCUCAGGUGACAGUUUUAAUCUCAUUGGUUAUGCUGAUACAGAUUAUGUAGGUUAUCUUGUGGACAGGAAAAGCACUUCUGGAAUGGCUCACUUCUUAGGUUCAUGUCUUAUCUCUUGGGGCACAAAGAAGCAAAAUUCAGUGGCUCUUUCAACAGCUGAAGCUUAA